This is a messenger RNA of Gastrolobium bilobum, 3129 nucleotides long. RefSeq names its product receptor-like protein 7. Gene Ontology annotation, molecular function: protein binding. The coding region runs from base 1 to 3129 and encodes 1042 amino acids. Lineage: Eukaryota; Viridiplantae; Streptophyta; Magnoliopsida; Fabales; Fabaceae. The record is from RefSeq and is a predicted model, not a curated record. The transcript is spliced from 2 exons.
AUGAGAAUUAUGUUAGUUUCAUUCCUUUCCUUCAUCCUCAGCUACUGGAUAUAUCUCAGUAUCCACAUUUCUGUCGCCUCUGGCAAAUGUCUUGAGGAUCAGCAAUCAUUGCUUCUCCAACUAAAGAACAACCUCAUAUUCAACCCUAAAAGUUCCAGCAAACUAAAGUUAUGGAAUCAAAGCUUUGCUUGCUGUAGUUGGAGUGGUGUAACCUGUGAUGAUGAGGGACAUGUUAUUGGCCUUGACCUGAGUGGAGAAUCAAUCUCUGGUGGAUUUGACAAUUCAAGUAUUCUUUUCAGUCUCCAACAUCUCCAGAAAUUGAACUUGGCUGAUAACAAUUUCAAUUCUGCCAUUCCAUCCGGAUUCAACAAGUUGGAGAAGUUAACUUAUCUGAAUUUGUCAUAUGCUAGCUUUGUGGGGCAGAUUCCAAUAGAGAUUUCUCAGCUGACAAGGUUGGUUACUCUUGAUAUCUCUUCUCUUUCCUUUUUAACAGGGCAAGAGUUGAAACUUGAGAACCCAAAUCUACAAAAGCUUAUCCAAAAUCUCACCAGUAUUAGGCAACUGUAUCUGGAUGGUGUAAGUAUAACAGCACAGGGACAGGAAUGGUGCAAUGCUUUGUUGUCGUUGCCUGACCUGCAAGAAUUGAGCAUGAGGCAAUGCAAUCUCUCAGGACCCCUUGAUUCUUCCCUUGCAAGACUUGAGAACCUAUCUGUCAUUAUUCUUGAUGGGAACUAUUUAUCAUCACCAGUGCCAGAAACAUUUGCCAAUUUGAAAAAUCUGACCACCCUCAGUCUUGAUUAUUGCGGGUUGACUGGAACUUUUCCACAGGAGAUCUUCCAGAUUGAAACAUUGUCAGUUAUUGACAUAUCAUACAACGAAAUUCUCCUUGGUUUCUUUCCAGACUUCCCACUGAGUGGAUCUCUCCAGACCCUAAGAGUAAGUAACACAAACUUCUCUGGAGAAUUUCCACCCUCUAUUGGUAACAUGAGGCACUUAUCUGAAUUGGAUCUUUCUUAUUGUCAAUUUAACGGAACACUUCCCAAUUCACUGUCAAACCUCACAGAACUCUGUUACGUGGAUUUGUCAUCUAACAGCUUCACAGGUCCGAUGACAUCAUUUGGUAUGGCCAAAAUGCACAGUCUUGUCAGCAUUGACUUGCGGUUUAAUUCUAUGGAUGGGAGCAUUCCUUCAUCCCUUUUUGCACUCCCAUUACUGCAGAGAAUUCAGCUUUCCUACAACCAGUUCAGUCAACUAGACAAUUUCACAAAUGUCUCUUCCUCUAUAUUAAACACCCUCGAUUUAAGUAGCAAUAAUCUAUCAGGGUCUUUUCCAGCGUCUAUCUUCCAGCUCAGUACACUCUCAAUCCUCGAACUUUCCUCAAACAAGUUCAAUGGAUCAUUGGAGCUAAAUAAGCUUUUGGAGCUCAGAAAUUUAACUAUACUAGACCUUUCAUACAACAAAUUAUCAGUCAAUGUUAAUGUUAUUCAUGCUGAUAUGUCUUCCUUUCCUGACAUAGGCAAUCUAAAAUUGGCAUCCUGCAACUUGAAAACUUUUCCUGACUUCUUGAGAAACCAGUCCAUGUUAUACUCUUUAGACCUUUCAGAUAACCAGAUUCAAGGAAAAGUGCCCAACUGGAUUUGGAAUCUAUAUAAUCUUGAAAGCCUUAAUAUUUCUCACAAUUUGCUGACUGACUUGGAAGGACCUUUGCAGAAUCUUACUUCCAACUUCGUAGUCCUUGACCUUCAUCACAACCAACUGCAGGGGCCAAUACCUUUUUUUCCAAAAUCUCCUGUCACCUAUUUGGAUUACUCAAGUAACAAAUUUAGUGCUGUUAUCCCACAGGACAUUGGUAAUUACCUGUCUCUCACAAUUUUUCUUUCUCUUUCAAACAAUACUCUUCAUGGCAGCAUCCCUGAUUCCCUAUGCAAUGCUUCAAGUCUUCAAGUGCUUGAUCUUUCCAAUAAUAACAUUUCCGGAAGAAUCCCCUCAUGUUUAAUGAAUGUGAGUGAGAAGCUUGGGGUAUUAAAUCUGAGUAAGAACAAACUCAAAGGUCCCAUCCCAGAUAUGUUUCCAGUUUCCUGUGCUCUAAGGACUCUGGGUCUCCAAGAAAAUGAAUUAGAUGGACGGAUUCCUCAAUCUCUUGUUAAUUGCAUAACAUUAGAAGUGCUAAACCUCGCAAAAAACCGGAUUAUUGAUGGCUUUCCAUGCUUCUUGAAGAAAAUAUCCACACUCCGUGUCCUGGUCCUGCGGCAAAACAAAUUUUGUGGUCCGAUUGGAUGUCAAAACACCACUGGUACUUGGCACAUGAUUCAGAUAGUUGAUCUAGCGUUUAACAACUUCAGUGGUGGACUACCUGGAAAAUACUUCACAAGUUGGGAGGCAAUGAUGUAUGAUCAAAACCCAGCUGAAUCCAAGGUAAAUCACAUCCAAUUUCAGGUUUUUCAAUUUGCUCCAUCAUAUUAUCAGGAUUCAGUGACAGUCACAAGCAAAGGUCAACGGAUGGAGCUGGUUAAAAUUCUGACAGCCUUCACAAUCAUUGAUUUUUCAUCCAACCAUUUUGAAGGAACAAUACCGGAGGAGCUAAUGGAUUUUAAAGCACUCCAUGGUCUCGACUUCUCAAACAAUGCUCUCUCUGGUGCAAUCCCAUCAUCUAUAGGGAAACUGAAAAACCUGGAGUCCUUGGACCUGUCCCAGAACUCUUUGGGUGGAGAAAUUCCUGUGCAGCUUUCAAGUUUGUCAUUCCUUUCGUAUCUGAACCUCUCCUUCAAUCAUCUGGUAGGGAAGAUCCCAACAGGAACCCAACUACAGUCAUUUCAAGCUUCUUCCUUUGAAGGCAAUGAUGGGCUAUAUGGUCCUCCAUUGACUGAAAAACCAGAUGAUAAAGAUCACAUUGCUGAAAAACCAUGUAGAAGGCUAGCUUGUUCAAUUGACUGGAAUUUUAUAAGUGUGGAAAUGGGAUUGGUUUUUGGCCUCGGAAUUGUCAUUGGUCCCCUCUUGUUUUGUAAGCAAUGGAGGGUGUCGUAUUGGCAACUUGUGAACAAAAUUCUUUGCUGGAUCUUCCCUCAGCUGUAUCUUGACUAUGUAACUCGCAGAGGACAAAGGUACACAGUUUUAAGGUGGUGGCAUUAG